This is a messenger RNA of Brassicogethes aeneus, 1254 nucleotides long. Lineage: Eukaryota; Metazoa; Arthropoda; Insecta; Coleoptera; Nitidulidae. The record is from the annotation of a GenBank genome assembly.
GUGUGGUGGUGUGCCUGCACAAGUGCAUUGUUUGCAAGUUAUAAUUUAUUUAUAGUUUAACACCACGAAAUAUUUACACAGUGAUAUAAAAAUGCCAAGACGAAGUGGAAAGAAAAUAAAGCUGGAUAAUACAGUUUAUUUAGUUGGCAUUUCUGCACGAACAGUUACUUGCUGUCAAAGUUUAUUAUUAUUCGUCAAAAUUGUCAAGCAAAAAAGAAUGAGUUACAAUGAUAAACAUGAAAUUACAACAAAGGAAGACUGGCUUAAGCUUUUGGAAGAUAAAGAUAAAGACGUAGGCCGCACUAAUAUGAACAAACUUAUAAUGAAUUAUUUAGUAACUGAGGGGUUUAAGGAGGCAGCUGAGAAAUUCCAGCAGGAAUCAGGUGUUAUACCAUCAGUUGAGUUAAAUUCCUUGGAUGACAGAAUUCGAAUCCGAGAUGCAAUUAUUAAUGGACGAAUACAAGAGGCUACCAGUUUUAUUAACCAGCUGCAUCCAGAGUUACUAGACAAUGAUAGAUACCUAUAUUUUCAUUUACAGCAAUUACAUUUAAUAGAGUUAAUUCGUAACAAUAGAGUAGAAGAGGCCCUUGCAUUUGCACAAAGUCAUUUGAGUGAGGCAGGAGAAGAAGAUCCAUCGGUUUUAACUGAGUUAGAAAGGACAGUUGCAUUAUUGGCUUUUGAAGAUCCAAUAAACAGUCCCUUUGGUGAUUUAUUGGCCCCCUCACACAGACAAAAGAUUGCAAGUGAAGUUAAUGCAGCUAUUUUAAAAAUGGAACAUCAAGAAUCAACUGCACCCAAAAUUAACUCUCUUCUGAGGUUAAUUUUAUGGGCUCAAGAAAAACUAAACAAAAAGAAUAUAAAAUACCCCAGAAUGACUGAUUUAUCCAAUGCCACUAUUGAUGAAAAGUGAUUUUAAUAUUAUUUUUUAAUUUUAUGUAAUAUAAAUAUAAUAUGUAGAAGUCAUUUACUAUUAAUAUCUAUUUAUACAGGGUGUCGUAAAAUGCCUGUAAAACAAAAUACCAUUUACUUAUGUCAAAAGUUGCUUUGUUACCUGCCAGAGUUUCAAUGCUUUUUUACAAAUUUUGUAUUUUUCAUAUUGGAUCUGCUCCAAACAAAGCAACUUUUAAAUCUAUGGUCUUUCAUUGUACUGGAAUUUUACACACCUUUUAUAAUCUCAAAAUUAACUAAUAGACUGUAUUUUAAUUUGUAUAUUGUGGUUUAAUGUAGGUUUUUCAAAUAAAUUUGUACUUAGUA